AUGCAAGGGGACAUGCUAAGAUACUAUUCUAGAAAUCAAAUUUUCUUGUCGCAGAUGGGUAUUUGGCCUUAUCAGUCUAUGGUGAUAAAGAUACUGCUACCGUCUUUUUUAGUAGCUACCGAGGUAUCUACUUUUAUAACACAGGUAUACAUUAAUAUAUUCAUAGUAAUGUUUAUGACAAUACCGUUAAUGCCAAAAAUUCUAGAUAUCAUAAUACCAUUAAAUGAAUCACGGCCAGUUAUAUAUGUGAUUGAAGGAGAUUGGAAAGUAGAUAAAGAGAAAUAUUAUUAUCCAAUCUUAUUGCAUUGCUAUCUUACAGUUGUAGUUACUAUUAGAAUUAUGGUACAUGUUGAUACUAUGUAUAUGGUAUGUGUGUUACAUGGCUGUAGUUUAUUUAACGCUAUUGGCAUCCGACUUGAAAAUAUUUUUGACAAAACUAAAUUUAUGAAAGGCGAGACAGUAAUGAAUAAAGAAUUUCUAUUAAGAGAAGAACAUGAAGAUUAUUGCGAGAUGAUUGCAUGCUUGAAAAAACAUCAACUUGCAAUAAAAUACACUCGUAUACUAGACUCUACGUUUAGAAGUGCGACUUUUCUCAUUUUGUUUUUGAAUGUAUUGAUUUUGAGUCUAAUUGGAUUACAACUUAUUAACAAAUUAGGACAAACUCAAGAAGUGAUAAGAUUUGGAUGCAUAGCUGUAGGAUCGAUCACUCAUCUAUUAAGCAUAUGUUUUCCUGGACAAUUACUUCUGGACAGAAGUAUAGACGUGUUUAAUAAAGCGCAAGUGAUGCAGACAGCCAUGUCAUAUUUCACAACCUUUUUAUCAGUCAACUAG
Molecule: messenger RNA, 831 nt
Organism: Camponotus floridanus (Florida carpenter ant)
Lineage: Eukaryota; Metazoa; Arthropoda; Insecta; Hymenoptera; Formicidae
Exons: 6
Coding region: 1-831 (276 amino acids)
Biological process (GO): sensory perception of smell; detection of chemical stimulus involved in sensory perception of smell
Cellular component (GO): plasma membrane
Molecular function (GO): olfactory receptor activity; odorant binding
Source: RefSeq, a predicted model, not a curated record